This is a messenger RNA of Danaus chrysippus (African queen), 2433 nucleotides long. The record is from the annotation of a GenBank genome assembly. NCBI's taxonomy places the organism in Eukaryota, Metazoa, Arthropoda, Insecta, Lepidoptera, Nymphalidae.
AUGGAUUUUCUUAAAAGCGGUCUCAAAACAGUCCUCGGGGCUCCGGAGACUGGCCAACAACCAUCGGUGGCUGAAACGGUGGAACGUUUGGUAGAAAGAGCAAGUAACUCUACUCUACUAGAAGAUCGUAGAGAUGCUUGCCGGGCGUUGAAAGCUAUGUCGAGGAAGUAUAGGCUUGAAGUUGGUGCUCAAGGGUUGGAUACUUUGAGACAGAUUUUAGAAUUAGACAGAGCAGACAACGAAACUGUGAACUAUGCAUUGGACACUUUAAACAAUAUCGUGUCCCCGUCUCAGUUUGAGGAAGAAGAAGAUAAACCUCACAUACCAAUGAACAUCGGCGACCAGUUCACUGAAAUGUUCAUCAAAGACCCUCACAAUAUACAGUUAGUGUUAGAUCUCCUCGACGAAUAUGACUUCCGAGUUAGAUUGUCUGCGGUGCAACUUCUAGUGUCCGUACUCACAAACAGAACUAAGGACAUACAAGAGAUCAUUCUAGAUAAACCGAUGGGCGUCUCCAAAAUGAUGGACCUCUUGGCAGACACGAGGGAAGUUAUACGAAACGAAACACUGUUGUUGUUGAUUAAAUUGACGAAGGGCAAUGCGAAUAUACAGAAGAUUGUGGCCUUCGAGAAUGCCUUUGAUAGACUGUUCGAGAUCGUCUCCAGCGAAGGAUACUCAGAUGGAGGGAUCAUCGUGGAAGACUGUCUGUUGUUAAUGUUGAAUUUAUUAAAGAAUAACAGCAGUAAUAUUAAUUUUUUCAAAGAGGGUAGUUACAUACAGAAGAUGUUGCCGAUGUUCAACAUUCCAGAGAAUUCUGAGGAAGUUGGCUGGUCGUCGCAGAAGGUCGUCAACGUCCACUGUAUGCUGCAACUAGUGAGGACUUUGGUGUCACCGAGCAAUUCUAUCCAGAUUAUAUCGAGUUGUCAGAAAAUCAUGAAAAAUGUUGGUCUCUUGGACGCGUUAUGUAAUAUCCUCAUGGCGAGUGGAGUACCAGCGGAUAUACUUACGGAGACCAUCAAUACUGUGGGUGAAGUAGUCAGAGGUGAUGCUACUAACCAGGAGUUCAUUGGUAACGUCAUCGCACCCUCGUAUCCGCCGCGCCCGGCUAUUAUAGUGCUCUUGAUGUCUAUGGUCAAUGAGAAACAGCCUUUUGCAUUGAGAUGCGCCGUGCUGUACUGUUUCCAAUGUUAUCUAUAUCACAACGAGAUCAGCCAGUCUAACUUGGUCCAGACGUUACUACCCUCAUCUUCAGACGUGUCUAGUCUUACAAGCGGUCAAAUCCUAUGCGGGGGUCUAUUUUCAUCGGACGUGUUGUCCAACUGGUUUUCAGCGGUGGCCUUGAAGCACGCCCUCAUAGAUAACUUGACACAGAAGGAACAAGCGCUUAGAGUGUUACUAGCGACUAAUAUAGGCAGCACACCGGUAUCACUGCUGCAUCAAUGCACGCUAUUAUUGCAGCAAACUACUAAACUACAGUCCAAGGUAGCGUUGCUCAUGUUGCUGUCCACGUGGACGGCGGGCUGUCCCCCGGCCGUGGCAGCCUUCCUGGGGGCGCCGGGCGGGGUGCCGCUGCUGGUGCAUCACGCGGGCAGCAACGAACACGACGACAACGAGUGUCUGCUGCAAGGUCUGUCAGCCUUCCUUCUAGCCAUCUGUAUCCAUUUCAACGACGACUCCGUGGCCUCAUACAGCAGGGACGGCCUGAGGCAGCUGCUGGUGAAGAGGAUCGGCGUGGAGACGUUCGUGGCCAAGCUGAGCGACGUGAGCCGCCACGAGCUGUACAACAAGGCCGCCAAACACCCGCAGAUGAGAGCCGCCUCGCCCGCAGACCUGCUCCUCGACUACGAGUUCUGCAAGCUCUUCAAGAGUCUGGAAGGUCCCCUCAUAGAGAGCGUGUGUCAGACGCCGGGCCGCUCGUCCCCGGAGCCGCAGCUGGAGCAGUACAAGUCUCUGAUCCGUCAGCAGGACGCGCGCCUGCAGGAGCUCGUGCAGCAGCUGGAGACGGUCACGGCGCAUGCGCAACAACUACAGAGCGCUCUGAACGAUUCCCAAGCAGCCAACUCACUGCUUAGAGACGAGAACACAUUACUCAAGGCACAGGUAGGGAGCUCUGGUACUGACGGGACUCACGAACACGAGGAGAGGAUACGACAACUGACGGAGGAGGUGAGGAGGAUGAAGGAGGAGUUGGAGGGAGCGAGGAGGAGCCAGGAGAGGAGCCGCGAGGAGCUGGACAAGAUGAGGAGGGACCAGAACGACCUGCUGGAACUACUGGACGACCAGGAUGUGAAGUUAAACGAAUACAAAAUGAGAUUAAUAAAUCUGGGCCAAGCUGUGGAUGAAGACAAUGUUGUUGAACCCGAAGAUAACUUAAGUAGUGUAAAUAAUAAAAUAGUCGACGGAAAAGAUUACAUUGUGACCCCGCCUUUAUAA